AUGGUUGGUACAUACGGCUACAAUGAUGGGCGAUCCACUUCACCACCCACUGACGGUGGUUCUAGCGGAGAUAGAUACAACAGCUUAUCUGCAGGUGGUAGUGGUGAAUACGAUGGUUCAGGAGGUGGUGGAGGAUAUGGCAGUGUAUAUGGUGGCUAUAACGAUAGAAUAUCAGUUCCGCUACCUACUGAUAGAGGAUACACAGGCUCCGUCGGUGAUAGAUACAACGGCUCAUCCGACGGUGGUGUUGGUGGAUACGGUGGUUUCUGUGGCCGUGGUGGAUGCGGCUUUGGUGAAUAUAGUGGAUGCGGUGAUUCUACCAAUAGCGGUGGUGGAUACAAUUGUACGGGUGGCACCGGUGGUAGAUACGGUGGUACAGGCAGCACCGGUGGUGAAUACAGUAGUUCUGGUGGUAGCGGUAGUGAAUACAGUAGUUUUGGUGGUGGCGGUGGCUUGGCAUAA
Molecule: messenger RNA, 462 nt
Organism: Capsicum annuum
Lineage: Eukaryota; Viridiplantae; Streptophyta; Magnoliopsida; Solanales; Solanaceae
Product: loricrin-like
Exons: 1
Coding region: 1-462 (153 amino acids)
Source: RefSeq, a predicted model, not a curated record